AAACGUCAACCUGCUGUGUAACUGCCCACGCCUUGUUUGGGAAAGUGUUUUAUUACUGUAACACCAGUGGUUUAUCCAACAAGCAGGACUAAAAGAGUAUCCGGACAAAGGAAGCUGUUCCAGACCACAGAGCUGUCCUCAACACACAAGUUCUGAGCACGAAGUACCGAGACAACCAAGCAAGAAAGAAUGAAGCUGCCACUUUCCUUUGCCAUGAUCAUCUUUAUGAUCACUGCAGCAAUUUGGCCAGUUCCUGAAACUGAAGCAGCAAGAGCUGCACAAUGUGAGAUGUACCAGUUACCUGGAUGCCCACGAGAUUAUGAUCCUGUGUGUGGAACUGAUGGAAAGACCUAUCCUAAUGAAUGCAUGCUUUGUUAUGCAACCAAGGACACUGCACAGAAAGUGCAGGUUGAGACAAAAGGAGAAUGCUGAUCCUCCCAAGGAAUCCACACAAAUUGACAUAUAUUGGGGCUUUUAAGAUGAUUGCUUCAAAUAACUAAGUAUAGAAAAUGCUUCUUCUUAGUUGCCAUCUUAAAACAAAAAGAGCCUUCAAAGCAGCAAAUAUAGCUUGUUAUAGCCUGACUUGCAUGUCAGCAAACCUGCCAUCUUCAUUUUGUUAUUUAAUUGCUUUCUUUCUAUGACUGAAAUAUUUGUUCUUAAAAUGUCUUCUCUUAAAGCUGUCUUUAGCUACUGCUAUCAGUUCAAUGUAAUCACCACCAUAGGAUUUAUAAAGAACAAAUAAAGAAAAGGUGCUGGAGAAAUUAAA
This is a messenger RNA of Xenopus laevis (African clawed frog), 766 nucleotides long. It is a transcript of the gene spink2.L, whose product is annotated as serine peptidase inhibitor Kazal type 2 L homeolog. The coding region runs from base 190 to 432 and encodes 80 amino acids. Gene Ontology annotation, molecular function: serine-type endopeptidase inhibitor activity. Gene Ontology annotation, cellular component: extracellular region. The transcript is spliced from 4 exons. The record is from RefSeq and is a predicted model, not a curated record. Lineage: Eukaryota; Metazoa; Chordata; Amphibia; Anura; Pipidae.